AUGGAUGAUUUUGUUAAAAGAAAAUUAACUGAAUGGCGUCUCAGCGAUUGGAUAGAAAAUUUUCAAGAUCAAGGUAUUGAUGAGGAAAGUUUUUACCUUCUUGAUAAAGAUGACAUCAAAGACUUGAUCACGAAAGUUGGACCAAGGGCAAAAUUCAAGAAGAGACUCAAGUCUCUGAAGGGGGAGAAAAAUGCAACAAAUCAGGAACAUGAAGAAACUGCUGAUUCUGCUCAGGUUUUGGCCAACAGUAACACAAGAGAUAAAGGAAAAAGAAAGUCUGAGCCUCAGGGGGAGUCCAGCGGAUGUCUAUCACCAACUAAGAAACGACGACGGGACUCCACAUAUUCAGAAAAAGUCAUGCUGUCUGAAGUGAGAAACAUCAUGGAAUGUGUUCAUGACAAAAUACUACACAGAGAAAAAACAAAGCUCAAUGCUUUUCUAGAGGAAAGAAUCUGUGAUUUGGAGACAGAAAAAAGGGAGCUGGUUGGUGUCUUUGGAAGAACAGGGGCUGGAAAAAGCUCUCUAAUAAAUGCUGUCGUCGGAGAGAAGGAUCUCUUGCCCUCAGGAAGUGUCAGUGCUUGUACAACAGUCAUCAUUAAGGUGGAGGCUAACAAGCAGAACCAGAACUAUGAGGCAGAGAUUGAAUUCAUCACAAAAGAGGAAUUGAAGCAGGAGUUGUGGUACUUGUCAACAUUCAUCCUGAAUGAUGAAGACUGCAAAGAUGAAGAUGCCGAUGAUUACAAUGACGCUGUUGAAAUGCUGUCAGCGCUGUAUGGAGAAGAACGGAGAAAAAACCCUUCUGUGGAACAUCUCAUGAACGACAAACAUUUCAGAGAAAUCCCAGAAUUUAUUGUUUCUAAGAAGAAAACCUUGACCUGUGGAUCAGCUAAAGAGCUGUCUGCAGAACUUGUCAAAUACACAAGAAGCAGCUCAAAGUACGGAAUGGCUAAAGGCAUAAAGAAAUGGUUUUGGCCCGUGGUGAAGUGUGUGACAAUCAGGGUGCCAAAUAAUGACCUUCUUCAGAAUGUCACACUUGUGGAUCUACCUGGAAAUGGGGACCGCAACAAGGGAAGAGAUAAAAUGUGGAAAGGGGUGGUUCAAAGCUGUUCCACUGUGUGGAUCGUGACGGACAUUAACAGAGCAGCAUCAGAGAAAGAGCCAUGGGAGAUUCUGAAAAGUGCCAGCAGCCUUAUUGGAAAUGGUGGCCAAUGUCAGCACAUUCACUUCAUCUGCACCAAGUCUGAUGUUAUCGAAGAUUCUGAUGAUUCUUCAGUAGCUGGUGUUCGUGCUGCCAUAUUUAAGAGGAACAUGCGAGCCAAGGAGGAAGUGAGGAGAGAAUUCAGGAAACUAAAGGGGGUUCAGACACAUUUCAGUGAUGACUGUUUCAAAGUGUUCACAGUGAGCUCCAAAGAGUUCCUUAAGAAAAAAAGGCUAGGACCAGAUGAAACUGAAGUCCCCAAACUUCAGGAGUUUCUGUAUGAACUGAAUGACUUUCACUCAGUCACACUGAAGUAUGUGUCAGGAGCGUAUGGGAUUCUUUCUCUUAUUCAAGGGGCCAGCUGUGGAGAAGUGGCUGGCGUAAAAGCUAAUGUGUGCAAAGACCUUGAAGAAAACUUGAAAUGUGCAUUAGAUAAAGUCUUUGAGCCCAUGAUAAAGUCCUAUAGGGCUUUUAACAAGUGCCUCAUGGAGGGUGUUGAAAAAUCCAAUAGUUCAAGGGAAAGUGACUUGAAGUCCUUCUUAUAUCCCAAAAGAAUGAAAGGAAGUGCUUUAUACGGGAGAUUGAAGUGCAUAGUCGCAAACAAUGGCGUCUACAAACCAAAAAAAGGGAAACAACAAAACCUAAAUGAGCGAUUAGCUUCAAAGCUGAUGGAGAGCAUUGAUGAGGAAUUUAGAAAGACUUUCCCAAAUGAAUCAAAAUGUGAACCAUUCAACGGGGCCAUCAGUUCCUUUUCACUCGUCACAGGGACUCUGGUUGAAAAGUACAAAAAGUACAAAGGUGUGCAGCUGCAACUGGAAUUUCUCAGGACAGAGGAAGAAAAAAUUAAGGCAAAACUCGACAAAACCAUCCGGGAGCGAAAGAAAGAAAUCUACAGCAGCCUGACGACUUCAAUCGAGGAAAACAUGCAGAAGUGCUAUGAAGAUGCACAACAAUGUAAAGGCAAAGGCUCCUUGAAUGCCAUGAGGGACAUCAUUGAGCAGCAUGUUCGUGCCAAGGUCGACAUGUUCGAGGAGUCUAAAACUGUGAUGAUGUUAAAUGUGGCAGAACUAGUGGAGGUCAUCCAGAAGAUACUGAUGGAAACACUUCUGAGGUCAAUGAACCUAUCACUCAAUACAGAUGAUCAAUCAGUUCCAGAUGUCAAAGAGGAGCUUGAGACCGUGACAAAAAAAUACAAAGCACUGAAGAAAAACACACAUGAAGGAACAUCACCAGUCAGUGCUGAUCAACCCGGCCCGUCAUCUGCACAGGUAAGUUUAAGUAAAAAAACAGCUGAGGCCUGUUUAACCACUGAGGAUCCCACAGGGAACAUUGAAAAGUCAAAUGAGGCUUCUGGAUAUCAAUCAAUCAAUCAAUCAAGCUUUAUUCAUAUAGCAUCUUUCAUACAAAUUCAAAGUGCUUUACAGCGACUGAAAAACAAGAAUAAACAUAAAAUAGUGACAAAACAGGGUAGAAAUAAAAAUGGAUUUAGGAGUAGAGAAGUAGAGACUAAUGCACACCAAUAGGAAUAAAAGAAAGUUAAGUUAAAACUGAAAAGAUUAACAAAAAUAUAGUUGAGAUAAUAAGAGGGUAAAGAUUGCCUUAAAGACAAUUAAAAUAAUUUUAAAAUGAAUAUGAAACCUCACAGGUAGCCUGUGUAAAGAUUUUAAAAUUGGUGUGCUCUCCUUCGGGUCUUUGUUAGCACUCGUGCUGCCGCGUUUUGAAUUAACUGCAGCUGAUUUACUUUAUUCUUUGGUAGACCAGAAAUGAGAGCAUUACUUCUAGUUAUGAAAUCAGUAUUGCUCAGAGAGAGAAACUGCCUCACUUUGGAAAUGUUCUUUAAAUGAUAAAAUGCUGUUUUUGUGAUGGAGUGUACAUGUGGCUUUAAAUUAAAAUCAGAAUCAAAUAAA
Labrus mixtus (cuckoo wrasse) is the source of this 3105-nucleotide messenger RNA. RefSeq names its product nuclear GTPase SLIP-GC-like. Bases 1 to 2721 code for a protein of 906 amino acids. The record is from RefSeq and is a predicted model, not a curated record. NCBI's taxonomy places the organism in Eukaryota, Metazoa, Chordata, Actinopteri, Labriformes, Labridae. The transcript is spliced from 24 exons. Gene Ontology annotation, molecular function: GTPase activity.